Messenger RNA from Prunus avium (sweet cherry), 2022 nucleotides. RefSeq lists its product as uncharacterized. Lineage: Eukaryota; Viridiplantae; Streptophyta; Magnoliopsida; Rosales; Rosaceae. The record is from RefSeq and is a predicted model, not a curated record. Gene Ontology annotation, molecular function: DNA-binding transcription factor activity; DNA binding.
CUCUCUUCUCUCUUCUCUCUUCUCUCCUCUCUUCUCUCUCUCUCUCUCUCUCAAAGCCCAAGGUCAACAACAAGAGGAACUUCUUUGCACUCUUUGAAACGUCCAUGGGGUAUCUGAGUCUUGUUGGUCAAAGAAGAAUGCACCGACCGUCAUUGUAUUGAGAGCUACGCUUCUAGCUUCUGCUUAUUCUGAGCCUGCUGCCUGCUACUUUCCUCUCUUCUUCUUCUUCUUCAUCAUCAUCUCACAGUCACAGAAUUUCCCAUCAGCAAUCUCAGCCCUAGAAAAAAGAAAAGCAAAAAACCCACAACAAUAACAACAAAAAAGAAAGAGGAAAGUUGGAAAAGAAGUGUUGCUUUAGAGUUUAGGCCAAAACCCACCUGCUCUUUUUUUCUCUUCUUCUAUCUCUUUUUCUUCUUCCUUAGAUCUUCAAGAUCUAGGAAUCGAGGAAAAAAAACAAGAGGUGAGGGUUUGAUUUUCGACUUUUUUUCUUUUAUCAUGAAUUUCGGGUCAGCUGCUCGAGAUGGGGGUUUCUCUACUGAAGAUGAAAACAACAUGGUGAGAGGUAAGCUUCCUUUCUCCUAUGCCUCCUCUCCAUCUUCUUCUACUUCUUCUGCUCAGUACAACAAAACCACCAGCAUAGCCACUCUUGUCCCUUCUGCUCACUACAACCGUGCCGGCUACGACGACGGCCCCGACACAAAGCUCGAGCUCAUGGACUCAUCGCCGAGAGAUAGAGAUAAUAAUGAAGAAGACGACGGCAGUCGAAGAGAAGAAAACCCAAUCGCCAUAGAAAGGGAGCACAUGUUCGACAAAGUUGUGACGCCAAGCGAUGUGGGGAAGCUCAAUCGCCUCGUCAUUCCAAAGCAGCACGCAGAGAAGUACUUUCCUUUGGAUUCUUCCACCAACGAGAAGGGGCUUCUGCUCAAUUUCGAGGACCGGAAUGGGAAACCAUGGAGGUUUCGAUACUCCUACUGGAACAGCAGCCAGAGCUAUGUGAUGACAAAGGGCUGGAGCAGAUUCGUCAAGGAGAAGAAGCUCGACGCCGGAGACAUCGUCUCCUUCCAGCGAGGCCUUGGGGAGUUGGGGAAAGACCGGCUUUUUAUUGACUGGCGGCGCCGCCCAGAUGUGCCUGAUCCCAUCCACCAUCACCACCCGCUUCAUCCUCAUCAUCAUCAUUACCAGCCCAAUUUCGCAAUCGCUCAUCAUCAUCAGCAGCAGCAGCAGCAUUUCUCCUGGAACCACCACCAACGCUCGGUUCCAUGGAGCCCGCUAUUGAUGAGGCCACCACCCGGGGGAGGACUCGUCCCCCGGGACCACUUGCAACACUUGUCCCAGCAGAUUAAUUACAGCAUGAAUAUGCAUCACCCGUAUCGAAAUACAGGGACAAGUAGCACUGCUGGUGGUGGUAGUGGCGGUAGUGGCGGAAGUUCUUAUGGUUACGGAAAUGUGGUUAGCUCUUCUGGACCAAUUUAUUAUCUGAGAUCGGCCUCUUCCGCUGCCCCACAUGAAUACGAGGGCAGCGGAUUAGGAUUACAACAACAACUGCAGCAGCAGCAGCAGCAACAGCAACAACAACAACAAGUACAGCUCCUGGGUCGGGUUCAUGAGCCGAAUAUGGUUUUGGAGUCGGUGCCUGUGGUCCACGGGAAGGCAGCAGCCAAGAGACUGAGGCUAUUCGGGGUGAACAUGGAUUGCCCCAUAUCGGAGUCGGAUCAUGAAUGUGACAUAUUGUCGUCGUCUUCAUCUCAAUAUCAUCAUGCUACAAUGGCAUCUCCCUCUCACCAACUUUCGCCUUCCUCACAACCCCCACUCCAAUUAAGGCUCUUUGAUGGCACGCCUCUGCCCUCAACUACAACAACAACAACUUCUGCUAGUACCACCACCGACUUUCUCAGCAUCGGAGGCAAGCACCAAGCUUCUUCUCCAUUCUCCAUGUCCUUGGAUUUUGACGUCUGACAACUCCAACAACAGCAUCUAACAAUGCCAAUAAAGACACAAGGGCAAAUUCAGAAGAGUUUCGGA